CAUUUUUUUACAAAAAUAAUGUCAGGCGGUAUUUUUUACUUUUUUACUGUGUUUUUUUAUAAGUUUCAUACUGCAGUAUACUGUGUUAAGUUUUCACUGAUGUUCUAUUGGUGUUUUACUAGUGUUCUACUGUUGUUUUGAGUUGUUCUGCUUUGUGUUUUAUUGGUGUUUUAUAAAAACGCAGUAUUUUUGAAAAAAUUUCCGUGUGAUAGUAUUUUUGUAAAAGUUAACCUAAAUUCCAGUAUUUUUAUAAAUUUUCCAGAUUUUUUCACAAAUAUCCCUUCUAAUAAUAAUAAUAAUACUUAAUUUUAAUUUUUGAAUUCAAACAUAAAUUAAUUAUUUAAUCCAUAUUUUAAAAUUUAACCGUUUAUAAUCAAAUUAAGCUAGAUAUUAUCUUUUUUUUACAUAUAUAAAGCCACAAUUAUAAACGAAUUAUGUUUUUGAGUAACACAAAUUUCAUUAUUUAGUAUAAAUAAAUGUAUGUGUUACAUUUACACUAAACUAUAACUCAAAUCUUUUUUAGUCGAUGUAAAAUCCUAACGUAUCUCAGUUACCCUUAUAAUCUCAUUCCCCAAAGUUACAUAAUUACUUGUAUAAUCUUGUUUUUUUUUCUCCUUUAGAAAUUUCUACUCCAAUGUCAAUGGCCACCACUAUCCUCAUUCCAGGUCUCCCAAACGAAUUGGCAUUGGACAUUCUAGCUCGAAUACCGAGACAAUACCAUGCAAUCCUCUCAUCUGUAUCAAAAUCCAUCAGAUCUGUCAUCUCAUCUUCGCAGUUGUUCGCCAUAAGAUCUCAACUCAACUUCACCGAAAACUUGCUAUAUUUCAAGGUUCGUUUCGCCUUUAUUGACACGAAUGAGUGGUUCGCUAUUUACAAAAACCUCGAUCGUCUUCAAUUUGCUCGAAUCCAGGCGAACCCGUCUAAGUUGACGGGUUCUGCCUAUGCUGCUAUGGGCCCCAACAUCUAUGCCAUUGGUGGCCGCGUGAAUGAGCACCUUUGCUCUUCUGACGUAUGGAUAUUGGAUUGUCGUUCCCACACGUGGCAUCGGGGCCCAAGCAUGCGUAUACCGCGCUCUGAAGCUAGCAUAGCUAUAGUGAGGAACAAGAUUUAUGUGAUUGGAGGUAUGAAAAACGAAACAUUGGUUGAAGUGUAUAACACAUUGAUUGAACAGUGGGAAAUUAUUUUAAGCCCUUAUGACGACGACAGUCGCAAAAGGUCGUUAAAAGUUUUAGACACUGUGGACGAUAGAUUUAUCGUCAUUUGGGACAUGUUGAGUUGUCAAGUGCACCGGUUGGAUACCGAGACUAAAAAGUGGGAGAAGUCAAAAAAUUUGGUAGCGUAUCAUCGAACAAAAAAUGAUUGUGUAGUGGAUGGGGUGUCUUAUGACAACGGGGGUAAUGCGUAUCAGGAAAUUUGUUUUUACGACAGUAAAAAAAAGACGUGGAAACCGAUUAAAGGUGUAUUGGAAAGAAAGAAUAUUAUGUUUUCUAAAUUGGUGAAUUUGAAUGAGAGGUUGGUUGUGAUGUGGGCAGAGAUUGUAAGAGAAAAAUAUGUCGAGUUAUGGUGUUCAGAAAUCGAUAUCACAAAAAAUAGAGACGGGAAUUUGUUGGGUAGGGAGGUUCGUAAAUUUCCUUUGCAUCCACAAAAGGCUUCACAUUUGACCUUAAGAAGCUUGUAUGAACAAAGAUCAUAUGGAUUUUGUUUCAAUAUACAAACUUUUUCAGUUACUUUGUGAAAAGUGAAGACUAUUACAACAACAAUAUAUAUGUGUUUACUCAUUUUGUUUAGUUUUUAUAUUAAUAAUGAUAAUGGGAUUUAAUUGAUUAGUUCAUAGAUAACUUUUUGUUUUGGAGCUUAUUUUAGUGUUUAGUAGAAGACGCAUAAUUUGAAUUUGGAGGUUGAAAUUUGAUUUUCUAUAUUGAUUUUUGUUCUUCUUAUGGUUGAUUAAUAAAAAUAUUAAAAACAUAAUAUUUAAAUAAUAUAGAGAUAUAAUAGAUAAGUUGAGAGAUAGUAUGGUAAACAAAGAGUGAUCUAUAA
Cannabis sativa is the source of this 2037-nucleotide messenger RNA. RefSeq names its product F-box/kelch-repeat protein At4g39590-like. Lineage: Eukaryota; Viridiplantae; Streptophyta; Magnoliopsida; Rosales; Cannabaceae. The transcript has a single exon. Gene Ontology annotation, molecular function: protein binding. The record is from RefSeq and is a predicted model, not a curated record. The coding region runs from base 635 to 1735 and encodes 366 amino acids.